CGACUGAGUGGGUUGGGACAGGUCAAAGGGUGGGCGCAAAGACACCCUUUGGAGGGGGUGCCGUUUCCUCCAAAUACAGACACCUUCCCCUCCCUUAGUCGCUGGUCCCUGCCUCCUCCCUGUGUGUUGGUCCCGCGCCCCGCCUUCCCCCGAGUCCCCGGGUCCGCCCUGCCUGCGCCCCACGUGAGGGGCGGGGGCGGGCGCCAGCGCCUUCCUGCUCUGCCCUUGUAUGGUGCCCCGUAGGCCGGCCCACGGGUACUUAACACAGGCUGCUGCAGAGGGUGCCUGGAGCUGAGAGGAAGAGGCACGGGUGGUCAUGGGGCUGGAGGCUGCGCGCGAGCUUGAGUGCACGGCGCUGGGCGCACUGCUUCGACAGCCGCGGGAGGCGGAGCGCACGCUGCUGCUGGACUGCCGGCCCUUCCUGGCCUUCUGCCGGCGCCACGUGCGCGCCGCGCGACCCGUGCCUUGGAAUGCGCUGCUGCGGCGCCGCGCCCGCGGCCCUCCUGCAGUUGCCCUCUCCUGCCUGCUGCCCGACCGCGCGCUGAGGGCGCGCCUGGACCGCGGGGAGCUGGCGCGGGCAGUGGUGCUGGACGAGGGCAGUCCCUCGGUGGCGGAACUCCGGCCCGACGGCCCGGCCCACGUGCUGCUAACCGCGCUGCUGCAUGAGACCCGCGCGGGGCCCACUGCCGUGUGCUUCCUGCGAGGAGGCUUCGACGGCUUCCAGGCCUGCUGUCCGGAUCUGUGUUCAGAGGCCCCCGCUCCUGCGCAGACGCCAGUAGGGGACGAAACCAGCCGCUCAAACCCCAGGGCUCCCUUCUACGACCAAGGUGGCCCUGUGGAGAUCUUGCCUUACCUAUUCCUGGGCAGCUGCAACCACUCAUCAGACCUGCAGGGGCUGCAGGCCUGUGGCAUCACAGCCGUCCUCAACGUGUCCGCCAGCUGCCCCAACCACUUUGAGGGCCUUUUCCGCUACAAGAGUAUCCCUGUGGAGGACAACCACAUGGUGGAGAUCAGCGCCUGGUUCCAGGAGGCCAUAGGUUUCAUUGACUGGGUGAAGAACAGUGGAGGCCGGGUGCUGGUGCACUGCCAGGCGGGCAUCUCACGCUCUGCCACCAUCUGCCUGGCAUACCUCAUGCAAAGUCGCCGUGUGCGGCUAGACGAGGCCUUUGACUUCGUUAAGCAGCGCCGGGGGGUCAUCUCCCCCAACUUUAGUUUCAUGGGGCAGCUGCUGCAGUUUGAGACCCAGGUGCUGUGUCACUGAGGUGGCACCCCUCUGCCUGCCUGCCUUGCUGCUCUGGCUCUCCCUGGUUCCUGGGGGAGCUGACUGUGGACUGGUGGGCUCCCCUCUGCCUGCCUUGCUGCUCUGGCUCUCCCUGGUUCCUGGGGGAGCUGGCUGUGGACUGGUGGGCUCCCCUCUGCCUGCCUUGCUCUGGCUCUCCCUGGUUCCUGGGGGAGCUGGCUGUGGACUGGUGGGCUCCCCUCUGCCUGCCUUGCUCUGGCUCUCCCUGGUUCCUGGGGGAGCUGGCUGUGGACUGGUGGGCUCCCCUCUGCCUGCCUGCCUUGCUGCUCUGGCUCUCCCUGGUUCCUGGGGGAGCUGGCUGUGGACUGGUGGGCUCCCCUCUGCCUGCCUUGCUCUGGCUCUCCCUGGUUCCUGGGGGAGCUGGCUGUGGACUGGUGGGCUCCCCUCUGCCUGCCUUGCUCUGGCUCUCCCUGGUUCCUGGGGGAGCUGACUGUGGACUGGUGGGCUCCCCUCUGCCUGCCUUGCUCUGGCUCUCCCUGGUUCCUGGGGGAGCUGGCUGUGGACUGGUGGGCACCCCUCUGCCUGCCUGCCUUGCUCUGGCUCUCCCUGGUUCCUGGGGGAGCUGACUGUGGACUGGUGGGCUCCCCUCUGAGCCAGCACAGACCCCUCACCUCUGGGAAGGCUGCUGCCUCCUCAGAGUUUGAGGAGCCCCCACAGGGGGGGCUCUAGGAAUGCCGGCGUGAUGGCCUUUCCAACCUGGUGCUCUUCUGCUGGGGGAAUGAGGCUGGUCCUCAUUCAGGGGUGGGGAACUGAGGUUGUGUCUGCUCUCUCCCACCCCAUCUUCUGGCAGAAAACAACUGGACUCUAUACUGUGGACUCUCCCUAGUCCACCACCAUGCUGAAGCCCUUGGCAGCCUGAGAGCUCCAAGGAACAAGCUGUGACAACCAGGAGCCCUGUCUGGGGUGUGGUCCCCCCGGGGCCUGGAGCCUAAGCCCUGUGUUCCUGGGGGAGCUGGGGACUUGGGAAGUGAUGAGUGUGUCAUGUUGCAUGUGUCCUCUGUGAGGCUUCCACACCUGUGCUGGUGCUGGAAAGUUAUUUGUGCUCUGCUGACAUUUAACACUCCCUCCCCCCCGCUUCCUCCUAGCUCUGUGGGUAGGGGUUGGAAACUUAGCACUUUAUAUUUAUACAGAACAUUGAGGAUGUGUCAAUAAAAUAUUGUUUUGUUUAAAAAA
This is a messenger RNA of Callithrix jacchus (white-tufted-ear marmoset), 2473 nucleotides long. It is a transcript of the gene DUSP2, whose product is annotated as dual specificity phosphatase 2. Gene Ontology annotation, cellular component: nucleus; cytoplasm. The record is from RefSeq and is a predicted model, not a curated record. Gene Ontology annotation, molecular function: MAP kinase tyrosine/serine/threonine phosphatase activity. Lineage: Eukaryota; Metazoa; Chordata; Mammalia; Primates; Cebidae. Gene Ontology annotation, biological process: endoderm formation; negative regulation of MAPK cascade; protein dephosphorylation.